Molecule: messenger RNA, 675 nt
Organism: Nicotiana tabacum (common tobacco)
Lineage: Eukaryota; Viridiplantae; Streptophyta; Magnoliopsida; Solanales; Solanaceae
Source: RefSeq, a predicted model, not a curated record
AUGUGUAAAAUUGUCCCUCCUAAAAAGAUUAUUCCAAAUCAUAAAUCAGUUUUUCUUCUUCUCUUAAGCUUAUCUGCUAUAAGUACUUCACCGGAGUCGGCUGAUACUCUAGCUUCUGCUUCUGCUGCCACCACUAAUGUUCCUGCACCUACAGUUACCAUUGUUUCAGGAGUGAUUGACUCUACUCACCCUUACUACCUUCAUCCUUCUGACUAUCCAGGGAUGAACCUUGUGUCCUCAGCUUUUGAUGGAAAAGGAUAUGGAGGUUGGAGAAGGGCAGUUAUCAUUGCCUUGUCUGCAAAGAACAAGCUGGGAUUUAUCGAUGGCUCUCUUAUUAUCCCUAAGGCUGAUUCUGCAAUCCAGCAGGCCUGGGGUAGAUGUAAUGAUAUGGUACUUUCAUGGCUUCUCAACUCGUUGUCCAAAGAGAUAGCUGAAAGUGUGCUCUAUUCACAGAGUGCAAAGGAUUUAUGGAGUGACCUGGAAGACAGAUUUAGACAGGCAAAUGGAGCAAAGCUGUUCCAAUUACAAAAGGAAUUAAGUUCAGUAGUGCAAGGAAAUUCAAGUGUAUCAACUUACUUCACCAAAAUGAAAAGCCUAUGGGAUGAUCUAGAUGCACUCAAUACAUUUCUGCUUGUGUUUGUGAGUGUGAGUGUGGUGCAAAAGUCAAAAGCUUGA